UGCACGGUAAACAAACGCCACACAGAAAUCUCACCUCCUGUCACCACUCGUGGUAUAUAACAGCAAUCAACGGUUGGCAAAAAUGCGUCAGUUUGAAACUGUUUGUCUUAAGCAGCUCACACUCUCUUCAUCAUGAAGUUCCUCAUUAUCCUUGCUCUGUUGGCUACUGUAUCCGCCAUGCCGGCCAAGACUUAUGUCCAGGACGUGCCCACAAACCAGGCCCCUGUCCAAGUUACAUAUGUAUCUCAACCAUACAGCUUUUCGUACUCUGUCCAGGAUGAUGAAACCUACAACGAUUACCUGCACACUGAGAAGACGGACGGAAAGGUGACAACCGGUUCUUAUCGUGUUGAACUUCCCGACGGACGGACUCAGAUUGUUAGUUACAAAGCUGACGAGAACGGAUACACAGCUGUUGUUAAAUACGAGGGAGACGCACAAUACCCAGACUAUGUCCAAAAAAAAUACUAAAUUUGGUUUAGACAAAAAUAACUUGGUAGAAAUAUUAAUCCGUUGUUAUAAAAAACAUCAUGUUUAAAUGAUGCCGUUCGGUUUUUAAUCGUUUUGUUUUGUGCGCUUGCAAAAAGAAGUGCACUUUUAAGUUCUGGAAACCCAUGUCGUUCGUUCCGCAUUAUAAAUACACAGCACCUGAAUAUUACAAUUUAAA
This is a messenger RNA of Daphnia carinata, 667 nucleotides long. RefSeq names its product pro-resilin-like. Gene Ontology annotation, cellular component: extracellular matrix. NCBI's taxonomy places the organism in Eukaryota, Metazoa, Arthropoda, Branchiopoda, Diplostraca, Daphniidae. The transcript is spliced from 3 exons. The record is from RefSeq and is a predicted model, not a curated record. Bases 133 to 471 code for a protein of 112 amino acids.